Molecule: messenger RNA, 575 nt
Organism: Hypomesus transpacificus
Lineage: Eukaryota; Metazoa; Chordata; Actinopteri; Osmeriformes; Osmeridae
Gene: cunh5orf63
Product: chromosome unknown C5orf63 homolog
Exons: 4
Coding region: 91-435 (114 amino acids)
Source: RefSeq, a predicted model, not a curated record
CCGAAUAUUUGCUGGGAACAGGAAGGAAAACCACCAAUUGGUAACUUCUUUCGUUGAGGCUUGAGGAUAUAGGCUACUUUAAGGAAGAGAAUGCUAAUAUCAAGAACUUUACAUCGGAUGAGGACCUCUGCUUAUCUGCCUCAAAGAUUUUUCUCUCAAAAGGAAUUACCCUCUCUUACGCUAUUUACCAAGGACCCAUGUCCAUUAUGUGAAGAAGCAAAAGAAGUCCUUGAACCAUUCAAACACAGGUACAUUUUUCAGCAGGUGGAUAUCAGCCUGCCGGAAAACAAAGUUUGGUAUGACAGAUACAAGUAUGACAUCCCGGUGUUCCAUCUUAAUGGGCAGUUUCUGAUGAUGCAUAGAGUCAAUACUUCUGUUUUGGAAAGACAGUUGGAGAAAGAAGAGGACAAACUGAGACAUUCAAUACAUGUAUGAAGUGUGUGUGUAUGGGGGGGAGGGGGGGGGGGGGGGUGUCAAGAUUAACUUACAUUUGUGUCAAGGUGGUUGUUCAUGAAGAGUUUUGUAAAACAUGAACUGAGUAUUGAGAAAUGCCUCUAACCAAUUGUACAAAUUAA